Messenger RNA from Piliocolobus tephrosceles (Ugandan red Colobus), 3616 nucleotides. It is a transcript of the gene GAA, whose product is annotated as alpha glucosidase. Gene Ontology annotation, biological process: lysosome organization; glycogen catabolic process. Gene Ontology annotation, cellular component: lysosomal membrane. The coding region runs from base 208 to 3066 and encodes 952 amino acids. The record is from RefSeq and is a predicted model, not a curated record. Gene Ontology annotation, molecular function: alpha-1,4-glucosidase activity; carbohydrate binding. NCBI's taxonomy places the organism in Eukaryota, Metazoa, Chordata, Mammalia, Primates, Cercopithecidae. The transcript has 21 exons.
GCGACAAGCGCCCGUUGGUCACGUGACCCGCCUCUGCGCGUCCCCGGGCACGACCCCGGAGUCUCCGUGGGCUGCCGGGGCGCGCGUGCGCGGAGGUUCUCCUCGUCUGCCCGUUGCUCAGCGAGGGAGUCUCUGCGCGUGCCGCAGCUGACGGGGAAACUGAGGCACGGAGCGGGCCUCCAGGAGCUGUCCGGGUCAUCUCCUACCAUGGGAGUGAGGCACCCGCCCUGCUCCCGCCGGCUGCUGGCUGUCUGCGCCCUUGUGUCCUUGGCCACCGCUGCGCUCCUGGGGCACAUCCUGCUCCAUGAUUUCCUGCUGGUUCCCCGAGAGCUGAGUGGAUCCUCGUCGGUCCUGGAGGAGACACGCCCAGCUCACCAGCAGAGAGCCAGGAGGCCAGGGCCCCAGGAUGCCCAGGCACACCCCGGCUGUCCCAGAGCAGUGCCCACACAGUGCGACGUCCCCCCCAACAGUCGCUUCGACUGUGCCCCUGACAAGGCCAUCACCCAGGAACAGUGCGAGGCCCGCGGCUGCUGCUACAUCCCUGCAAAGCAGGGGCUGCGGAGAGCCCAGAUGGGACAGCCCUGGUGCUUCUUCCCACCCAGCUACCCCAGCUACAAGCUGGAGAACCUGAGCGCCUCUGAAAUGGGCUAUACGGCCACCCUGACCCGUACCACCCCCACCUUCUUCCCCAAGGACAUCCUGACCUUGCGGCUGGACGUGAUGAUGGAGACUGAGAACCGCCUCCACUUCACAAUCAAAGAUCCUGCUAACAGGCGCUACGAGGUGCCCUUGGAGACCCCGCGUGUCCCCAGCCGGGCACUGUCCCCACUCUACAGCGUGGAGUUCUCCGAAGAGCCCUUUGGGGUGGUCGUGCGCCGGCAGCUGGACGGCCGCGUGCUGCUGAACACGACGGUGGCGCCCCUGUUCUUUGCGGACCAGUUCCUUCAGUUGUCCACCUCGCUGCCCUCUCAGUACAUCACAGGACUCGCCGAGCACCUCAGUCCCCUGAUGCUCAGCACCAGCUGGACCAGGAUCACCCUGUGGAACCGGGACCUCGCGCCCACGCCCGGUGCGAACCUCUACGGGUCUCACCCUUUCUACCUGGCGCUGGAGGAUGGCGGGUCGGCACAUGGGGUGUUCCUGCUGAACAGCAAUGCCAUGGAUGUGGUCCUGCAGCCGAGCCCUGCCCUUAGCUGGAGGUCGACAGGUGGGAUCCUGGAUGUGUACAUCUUCCUGGGCCCGGAGCCCAAGAGCGUGGUGCAGCAGUACCUGGAUGUUGUGGGAUACCCGUUCAUGCCGCCGUACUGGGGCCUGGGCUUCCACCUGUGCCGCUGGGGCUACUCCUCCACCGCCAUCACCCGCCAGGUGGUAGAGAACAUGACCAGGGCCCACUUCCCCCUGGACGUCCAGUGGAACGACUUGGACUACAUGGACUCCCGGCGGGACUUCACGUUCAACAAGGACGGCUUCCGGGACUUCCCAGCCAUGGUGCAGGAGCUGCACCGGGGCGGCCGGCGCUACGUGAUGAUUGUGGAUCCUGCCAUCAGCAGCUCGGGCCCUGCCGGGAGCUACAGACCCUACGACGAGGGUCUGCGAAGGGGGGUUUUCAUCACCAACGAGACCGGCCAGCCACUGAUUGGGAAGGUGUGGCCCGGGUCCACUGCCUUCCCCGACUUCACCAACCCUGCAGCCCUGGCCUGGUGGGAGGACAUGGUGGCUGAGUUCCAUGACCAGGUGCCCUUCGACGGCAUGUGGAUUGACAUGAACGAGCCUUCCAACUUCAUCAGGGGCUCUGAGGACGGCUGCCCCAACAAUGAGCUGGAGAGGCCGCCCUACGUGCCUGGGGUGGUUGGGGGGACCCUCCAGGCGGCCACCAUCUGUGCCUCCAGCCACCAGUUCCUCUCCACACACUACAACCUGCACAACCUCUACGGCCUGACUGAAGCCAUCGCCUCGCACAGGGCACUGGUGAAGGCUCGGGGGACACGCCCAUUUGUGAUCUCCCGCUCGACCUUUGCUGGCCACGGCCGAUAUGCCGGCCACUGGACAGGGGACGUGUGGAGCUCCUGGGAGCAGCUCGCCGCCUCCGUGCCAGAAAUCCUGCAGUUUAACCUGCUGGGGGUGCCUCUGGUCGGGGCCGACGUCUGCGGCUUCCUGGGCAACACCUCAGAGGAGCUGUGUGUGCGCUGGACCCAGCUGGGGGCCUUCUACCCCUUUAUGCGGAACCACAACGGCCUGCUCAAUCUGCCCCAGGAGCCGUACAGUUUCAGCGAGCUGGCCCAGCAGGCCAUGAGGAAGGCCCUCACCCUGCGCUACGCACUCCUCCCCCACCUCUACACGCUGUUCCACCAGGCCCACGUCGCUGGGGAGACCGUGGCCCGGCCCCUCUUCCUGGAGUUCCCCAAGGACUCUAGCACCUGGACUGUGGACCACCAGCUCCUGUGGGGGGAGGCCCUGCUCAUCACCCCAGUGCUGCAGGCCGGGAAGGCCGAAGUGACCGGCUACUUCCCCUCGGGCACAUGGUACGACCUGGAGACGGUGCCAAUAGAGGCCCUUGGCAGCCUCCCACCCCCACCUGCAGCUCCCCGUGAGCCAGCCAUCCACAGCGAGGGGCAGUGGGUGACGCUGCCAGCCCCCCUGGACACCAUCAACGUCCACCUCCGCGCUGGGUACAUCAUCCCCCUGCAGGGCCCUGGCCUCACAACCACAGAGUCCCGCCAGCAGCCCAUGGCCCUGGCUGUGGCCCUGACCAAGGGUGGGGAGGCCCGGGGGGAGCUGUUCUGGGACGAUGGAGAGAGCCUGGAAGCGCUGGAGCGAGGGGCCUACACACAGGUCAUAUUCCUGGCCAGGAGUAACACGAUCAUGAAUGAGCUGGUACAUGUGACCAGCGAGGGGGCUGGCCUGCAGCUGCAGAAGGUGACCGUCCUGGGCGUGGCCACAGCGCCCCAGCAGGUCGUCUCCAACGGCGCCCCUGUCUCCAACUUCACCUACAGCCCCGACACCAAGGUCCUGGACAUCCCUGUCUCGCUGUUGAUGGGAGAGCAGUUUCUCAUCAGCUGGUCUUAGCCGGGCGGAGUGUGUGAAGCCUCUGCAGGGAGAGACUGGUUCCCCAGGGGAGCAGAGCCUGCGUGUGGGCAGCAGCUGUGUGCGGGCCUGGGGGUUGGAUGCGUCACCUGGAGCUAGACACUGACCCGAGCUCCCACAUCGCUGUUUCCACCUCCUGGGCCGGGGCUCUGACUCCCACCAUGUCUAGAAGAGGUUUCUCCCUCGAUCGUGCCGUGGGCUGGGGCCCGGAGGGCUGCUCUGCGUUAGUAAGAUUGUCAGGUUUGCCCUCCUCACCUCACCUGUUGCCGGUGUGCGGGCAGCCUUAGCCACCCGCCUCCAUCUGUCCCCCGCACUGGAGAAAGGGGUGCUCGGAUGGAGGUGUGGGACGUGCGCCUGAGUUCCUGCCUCACGCCUGCUGCUCCGCCCGAACGCGACCACAGCCCGGCUGCCCAGAGGGCUGGAUGCCUGCUGGUCCCCGAGCAAGCCCCGGAACUCAGGAAAAUUCACAAGACUUGGGAGAUUCUAAAUCUUAAGUGCAAUUAUUUUUAAUAAAAGGGGCAUUUGGAAUCAG